AACGGGCGGGGCAGCUGUUGAAAAAGAAGAAGAAGAUGUUGGGACAGGGUAGUCCAUUGCGAUUCACUUCGCAUUCGUCUCGGGUUUCCUCCAGCCGAGAGGUUGAUGAACUUGAAUGUGUUUAACAAUGACGCGAACUAGCGCUUUAAAUUUUCAGGUGCGUGAUGUGACGUGGAUGCUUUUUGCUUCCUUGGAGCUGCUGAACCUGGUCCACGGAGAUAUUCUUCGAGGACUUGUCCCCGCGCAAUGGGGCGAGAGCUACGAUGUCGUGGAUCUGUCGCAUAACUUCAACGAGUGGACGAUAUACUGGGACGACAACGGGUACUACAAGCUGAACGUGACCAUCUACAAUGCCACGAGUUCUGGAUGGUUCCAAGAGGACGUAAUGGAAGAAGCCAUACAUGGCGGAACCCACCUGGACUCACCAGUGCACUUCUACAAGGGUGGGUGGGACGCCACGCAGAUACCACUGAACAGGUUGAUGUUCCUGCCAGUGGCAGUCGUGGACGUGAGGGAGCAAGUUGCCCAGAACCCCGAAUAUAUGCUCUCUGUGGGCGACAUACUGCUCUGGGAGGAAAGGAAUGGUCAGCUUCCGAGCGGGUGUCUCUUCGUGGCUCACACCGGACAGUCUAAGCACUGGCCAAACCGCACCGCAUAUAUGGGCAUCGACGCCAACGGUGACAAGCAUUUCCCAGCCCUGCAACCGGAGGCGGCCUCCUACCUGGCAACGCAACGGAGUGUGUACGGCGUCGGUGUGGAUACACCUUCAGUGGACGCGGCUCCUGACGAUGCCGCGCACCGGGCAGUCUCCGCCGCAAACAUCUUCAUCCUCGAGAACCUCGUGGGCCUGGAGAAGCUGCCGCCAAGAGGAGCUUACGCAAUCGUUCUGCCGCUCAAACUGGACGGCGCCAGCGGUUCGCCCGUACGAGUGGUUGCUCUGGCGCCGCCAUAGCAUGCGUGUACUUUUUUUUGCACUCUGAAUGAAGGUCGCGCCAUUACGCUAAAACUGAUUCAGUGUUAGAUCAAGCAGUUUGUUAAGUGGCGAUUCUACGGGAACUUGGCCAUUCAGCAUUACAGGAUAACACAGUGUUUGGCGUGUCGUAUACUAUCAUUCGGUGUGGUAUUCUGUUGACUUUGAGACGUGAUUUUGUGUAGAGUCAAGACACAUGUCUUACAAAAAGAACACGCAUGAUGUUGCCAUGAUAACACCAGAGCAGUUCUUUCACCUGUUCCUGCACUCCAUCACAAAGCAGAGCAAUAAUUGUUCUGAGAGUUUUGAAGUUGAUGUUUAGAGCAUUUAAUGACCUGCUGCAGUGAUUCAUUGGUGAAGAGGUUUUCCUGCCGAAGACAAGGUCACUGGUUCAACUCCAGACAGCACUGGCUACACUGCAGUGAACGCGAUGUGCAAAAGUUCUCGGGUACCUAGGUUUGGAUGCCAGUCGUAAACAACUCUAUGCCAUGAAGCUUAAUCUGAAAUACUCUACAACGACGGAGCACUUGUAUGUGUUGCUUAAGGGUGAUGAACUCUAGGUGCUGCUGUAAUUUUUAUUCCAGUGUCAAUGCAUAAUACUUUAGGCGAGCAAACUGCGUAUUGCAAUAUGUUUACUUGUUUUCUGCAUUAAGUCUGCAGUAAUAUGUAGCUUGCUGAUAAUAAUAGCUAAUGUUGUUAAUGUGCAGCUUGUUGAACAGUCUAAGCUUUCAUGACUUUUCCAGAGUGUGGUGUCACCAUUUC
This is a messenger RNA of Dermacentor albipictus, 1732 nucleotides long. RefSeq names its product isatin hydrolase-like. Gene Ontology annotation, molecular function: arylformamidase activity. The record is from RefSeq and is a predicted model, not a curated record. Lineage: Eukaryota; Metazoa; Arthropoda; Arachnida; Ixodida; Ixodidae.